Molecule: messenger RNA, 558 nt
Organism: Psilocybe cubensis
Lineage: Eukaryota; Fungi; Basidiomycota; Agaricomycetes; Agaricales; Agrocybaceae
Exons: 3
Coding region: 1-558 (185 amino acids)
Source: RefSeq, a predicted model, not a curated record
AUGACAGGUUCUGACGGUCAACUGGCACUGAUAAAACUAUCACAUUCUGCAUCAUCAAUUACUACCCUUGAACUUCGUCUCUCCGAUCAUAUUGGACACAAAUUUUGCAGUCUGGGCGAUUUCCCUGAGUUGCGGAUCUUGAAGCUCAGCAUUUCGUAUGACAGCUUUCGGCCGCUGCAUGUUCUGGCUCUCUUUUUGUCUAAAUCCCAACCUGCUAAAAAGUUGGCAGAGAUCUCGAUCCACCUCAGAUUAGACGCCGAAAACUUCGAACGCUCUUCACAGGAGUUAACACGGAUAUGUUCCAACAAAGACUGGCAACUUGUCCAACAAACUUUAAUCAUGGAAGCUGCCUUUCCAUCGCUGAGCAAGUUGAACAUUGUGUUUCGGCCUAAAGACGUUGCAACAUUUAUAAGCGACUAUCUAAACCUCUCGCUGAAUCUUUGUCUUCUCAAAAGCAUGCCAACUUUGUACGCGCAAACGCAUCCGAAAAUUGAUAUUUACGACGCUGAAGAACAUUCCAUACUCUCACUACUAUCGAAUGCAGUUUUCAGUACAUGA